UUUCUUUGAUAUUACAGUGAAUGCUUAUGGGUUAUGGUGGGUUAAGGUUUUGGAAUUAUGGAGGCAUAUUUGAGUUUCAACAGAGAAGACAAUCAUAUUCAGCAAAAGCCUUAGAUUGUCGUGCAACAUGGAGAAUGAUAAAGACUUUGGCAUUGCCUAACAAAGCAUCAACUUUACCUUUUGCAAAUGUUAGGGGGCUUAAUCAGUUAAAAGCCAAAGGAGCCAAGAUGGAGCUUUCUAUAAUGCAACCAGAUGAUUGGCAUCUUCGCCUCCGUGAUGGUGACCUUCUUGAAGCUGUUAUCUCUCACAGUGCAUUUCAUUUUGGAAGGGGAAUAGUUAUUCCAAAUUUAAAACCUCCCUUCAAGACAACAGCUGCAGUGGUGGCUUACCAAGAAUCCAUCUUGAAAACAUUGCCUGCCAAUAGUGACUUCAUACCUCUUAUGGCACUUUACUUGACAGAUACCACGACUCCUGAGGAGAUCAAACUUGCUAGAGACAGUGGGGUUGUAUAUGCUGUAAAGCUGUACCCUGCUGGUGCUACAACAAAUUCUCAAUAUGGUGCAACAGAUUUAUUUGGGAAAUGUCUACCUGUUCUUGAGGAAAUGGUUAAGCAUAAUAUGCCUCUUCUGGUUCAUGGGGAGGUUACAGAUCCUGAGGUUGACAUUUUUAAUCGUGAAAGGGUAUUCAUUGACACUGUUCUAAGACCCUUAAUUCAAAUUCCACAGCUGAAGGUUGUGAUGGAGCAUGUUACUACUGCGGAUGCUGUUAGGUUUGUCGAGUCUUGCAGUGAAGGAUUUGUUGCAGCAACCGUCACGCCGCAACAUCUUGUUCUUAAUAGGAAUUCCCUUUUUCAAGUGGGAUUGCAGCCACACAAUUACUGCCUUCCAGUACUAAAAAGAGAGACCCACAGACAAGCUAUUGUGUUAGCUGUGACAAGUGGUAGUAAAAGAUUUUUCCUUGGAACCGAUAGUGCUCCUCAUGAGAUGAAAAAAAAAUGUUCUUGCGGAUGUGCUGGUAUAUACAAUGCCCUUGUCGCCUUAUCACUCUAUGCCAAGGUUUUUGAAGAGGCUGGUGCACUUGACAAGCUAGAAGCCUUUACAAGCUUUAACGGACCCAACUUCUAUGGGCUCCCAAGAAACACAUCGAAAAUCAAAUUGAUCAAGAGUCAAUGGAAGGUGCCAGAAUCAUUAUCCUAUGCAACUAGUGAGAUUAUUCCGAUGUUUGCUGGUGAAACACUCGAGUGGCUGCCUUCCUCUGUUUAAUCAAAACAAAGAUAUCCUGAUGCUGCUAAAUUCCGGCGUAUGCCAUUGCAAUUCACUGAAGACUUAGACAUAUUAUUCUCAGAUUCAGCUGCUACAGGAGAAUGGGCAUACACUCCUAGCUCAGGGGUUAUGCCUCACACUGAUGAGACUGUGGAGGAAUUUCAUACCCCACAUGAUGCUGAAUUUCUUAAUGAUGCUGAUUUGAAGGUGGUUCGUCCUUCCGAGUUAAACAAAAAACGUCCAUUAAAUACUGAUGGUUCAUCAACCAAGAGCAAGAGAAAGAAGAAAUUUACUGGUGCAGCUCUACUUACCAAGACACUUGAUCGUAUAGUCAACGUGGUUGAGUCAUCUUUAGCAACUUUAACACAGACCUCAUUAAGAUAUCCUUCAAUUGCAAAAUGUUGGGCGAAGUUGGAAAGCAUCCCUGGUGUAUCCCCAGAUGAUGAGCUGUAUGUAUGGGUUGCCCGAUUAUUCUUAUGAGUCAAGCGUCGUGAGUGCUUCAUAACUCUUCCUACGAAUGAAGUUCGGCUGAGGUUUCUAAAGUUGGAGAUUGAGAUGGAGAAGACCACCACAGGUUAUCACGACUAAUUGUGGACUGCUCGGUUGUUCUUAGGACUUUUAUUAUUAAUUGUGGACUACUGUGUUGGACUUUUAUUUUACUAAUUGUGGACUGUUCUGAAUUUCCUAAUUUUUGCUUUUAUUAA
Messenger RNA from Camellia sinensis, 1966 nucleotides. NCBI's taxonomy places the organism in Eukaryota, Viridiplantae, Streptophyta, Magnoliopsida, Ericales, Theaceae. The record is from RefSeq and is a predicted model, not a curated record.